UAUAAUAUCUCUGACCAAACUCGUAUUUUAUUACACGGAAGCUUGCAAUAUUUUCAGAUUGAGUUGACUGGUCAAAAUGAGAUUUACAUGCAUUUAUAGUCUUACUUUGCUCGUUGUAGUCUUUAAUGUAUUAGUACAUUGCGAGUUUCAGACUCUGGCGCAUUUAAAACCGCAAGCCAACGACAAGACUCAGGGAAGAGCUGUAGUGGAACUUUUGAAGCGUCUACUUGGAAAUAGGUCUCGUGAGUUCAUUGUGUCAGUCAACAGAACUUUAUCCAAUGACAGUUUGGAAGCAUGUGAGCUACGGUCGGCGAAAAACAAUAAAAUCAUAGCUACAGGCAGUACCGGGGUAGCUGUCGCCUCUGGGAUUUAUAAUUACUUAAAAUACUUCUGCAAUUGUCAUAUAUCGUGGUCAGGCAAUCAACUCAACAUUCCACGUCCUUUGCCACAACUGACAGGCGUCCUCCGCAUCAGCACCCAACACAGAUUUAGGUACUACCAGAACGUAUGCACUCAAAGUUACUCAACAGUGUGGUGGGACUGGCCACGAUGGCAGAGAGAGAUCGACUGGAUGGCUCUGAAUGGCAUCAACCUGCCUUUGGCGUUUACUGGACAAGAAGCAUUAUGGCAAGAGGUGUACCUCUCACUGGGACUGAACCAGACUGAAAUCGACCAGUUCUUCACUGGCCCUGCAUUUCUGGCCUGGAACCGUAUGGGCAACCUGUUCCAGUGGGGGGGCCCUCUACCACAGUCCUGGCACGUGAAGCAGCUCUACCUCCAAUUCAAGAUUUUGGACCAAAUGAGAUCCUUCGGCAUGCUGCCUGUUCUUCCAGCUUUCUCUGGGAUUGUGCCUCAGGGCAUUGCCAGGCUCUUUCCAAAAGCCAACAUGACCAAACUUGCGCCAUGGAGCCAUUUCAACUGCAGCUACUCCUGUGCCUACACACUAGACCCCCGUGAACCCCUCUUCCAUCGGAUCGGGUCACUGUUCUUAUCCCAGCUGGUUAAGCAGUUUGGCACGGACCAUGUCUACAACACAGACACCUUCAAUGAGAUGACGCCGACCUACUCAGACCCCGCCUACUUGUCCGCGGUCAGCCGUGCAGUCUUUGACACCAUGACAGCAGUGGAUCCCCAGGCCAUUUGGCUGAUGCAGGGCUGGCUCUUUGUGCAUGACACUGCAUUCUGGAAGCCUGCCCAGAUUCAGGCCCUUCUGCAUGGUGUGCCCAUUGGCCGGAUGAUCGUGUUGGACCUGUUUGCAGAAUCUACGCCGGCUUUCUCCUUCACCAAGUCCUUCUACGGCCAGCCGUUUAUAUGGUGUAUGCUCCACAACUUUGGCGGCAACACUGGCCUCUUUGGCACAGUGGAGAGCAUAAACUCUGGGCCAUUUGAGGCUCUCACCUUCCCCAACUCCACUCUGGUUGGACUCGGGCUGGCGCCGGAGGGAAUCGAACAGAACCCUGUGGUGUACGAGCUGAUGGGUGAGUUGGCAUGGCGCAAAGAGCCAGUCAAUCUGGCCAAGUGGGUGUCUCUGUAUGCGGUUCGCCGCUACGGCAGCACCCAUGAAAACCUGGCGGCCGCCUGGAGGCUGCUUUUUCGCAGUGUCUACAACUGCACUGUGCCGAACUACAAGAACCACAACCACAGUCCUUUGGUCCACCGACCCUCGCUACGCAUGAAUACCGAAGUGUGGUACCAGAAGGUGGACCUGUACGAGGCCUGGAGGCUGUUGUACGAGGUGGCCCAACCGCAUAUGGUCCGGGAGACAUUCCGCUACGACCUGGUGGACAUCACUCGGCAGGCCAUGCAGCUUAUCACCACAGACUACUACUGCGAGAUCCGGGAUGCCUUCCAGGCCCAGACGCUUCCAGAGCUCCUGACGUCAGGUGGCGUGUUGGUAUACGAUCUCCUCCCCGAGCUGGAGCGCCUGCUGUCCAGCGACGGCCACUUCCUGCUGGGGACGUGGCUUGAGCGAGCGCGGUCCCUGGCUCUGGAUGAGGCGGAGGCGCGACUGUACGACAUGAAUGCCCGGAACCAGAUCACCCUGUGGGGGCCCGAUGGCAACAUUCUGGACUAUGCUAACAAGGAGUGGGGCGGUCUAAUGGAAGACUAUUACUCCCAGCGCUGGAGUCUGUUCAUCAACACGUUGGUCGAGUGCCUGGACAGGGGCAGACCCUUCAGGCAAGACACCUUUAACCAGGCUGUCUUUCAGGUGGAGAAGGGCUUUGUUUUUAACAACUGGAAGUACCCCUCCAAACCGCAGGGGGACACUUAUGACAUUGUCAGCCGAAUCUUCCUCAAAUAUUAUCCACAGGCUGUGAAGAGACUAAAGUCAUCCACACGGUAAUCUCCUGAAAGACUUACACAUACAGUACAUUAAACCUUUUUAAGGUGUAUGGAAUGAUUACAGUAACCUAGGAUGGGAUUAAUAAGAGAGGCUGGUUCAGCAAAAUCACAUUAUUGUCAAAGGACAAGGAGUGAAAGGUUAUGUUUGAUUUCCAGAGCAAAAACUAUCUACAUGUCAUUUAGCAUGUUUUAAAUUAAAUUCCCAAAUGACCUCUUGAAUACCCUAUGCAGUAUUUGUAAAUAUCAGUGUUAAAUUUUCACUGUAUUUCUAAUAAAUCACUGUUUAAGUUAACAGUAAAUAUACAUUUUAAUUACGUGUUUCUCUUAGUUAUGAAAAUCACGAACAACACUGGCCUUUACGUAGAUUGUGCAGCUCAAUUAUUUGUAAUAUCAUUUUUUUUAGAAUAUCUGUGGGUGAAAUUAGACAGUUUUAAGGUAAGGCUGUAAUCAAGUCUUUUUCACAACAAAAUUAGUAAAUGGCUUCAUUAUUUCACAAAAAAUUCUAAAAUAAAGAAAUUCCAUUAUUACACAAUUUCUCAGGCAAGCAUUUUACUAGGACUGUUGUGAAUGAAGCAGCAAAGCGCACAAGAGCAGUCCAUUUAUUUAAUUAGUCUCAGCAAAAUCAUGAUGUUUUUUUCUGCUCGCUACCUUCAUAUCAAUCUGAUUCUAAAUUAAUGUUUAACAAUCCUCACUGUUUCCUCAGUGAGAAAUGUAUUUGAACCUAGCACUGAACUCUAACAUAAGAGGUCAAAUUAUCAAUUACAUUCCGGAUACGGAUAUAUUUCAAACAAUAUAUCAGAACUGGAACCAAGCUUCUCUGACUAGUAUUUGCUAAAAGUCCCCCCUAUGCUGAAAGAUUCUAACACAAUUAGAAAUUGUAAUAUCUCCAAAGCACCAACAGUAAUGCUGUUUGUUGUUUCAAGCAUCAUGUAGUUUCAUGACGAUCCACAAAAGAUUAGUGGGAAAUGUCCGGUCUGUAAUUACUGUGUAGUUUUUAACAAGCAUUUACAGUGGGGAGAACAAGUAUUUGAUAAACUGCCGAUUUUGUAGGUUUUCCUACUUA
Esox lucius (northern pike) is the source of this 3406-nucleotide messenger RNA. RefSeq names its product N-acetylglucosaminidase, alpha (gene naglu). The transcript has 6 exons. The record is from RefSeq and is a predicted model, not a curated record. NCBI's taxonomy places the organism in Eukaryota, Metazoa, Chordata, Actinopteri, Esociformes, Esocidae. The coding region runs from base 77 to 2344 and encodes 755 amino acids.